AUUUUUAUCUAGAUGGCAAAUAGAAAGAUUGAAUUGUCAAAAGAAGUAUUAUCUUCUAGUAGAGUUGCAAAAAUAUUUCCAGAAAGUACAAAUAUUUUGACUUCUAUAUCGUUUAAUGAUACCGGAGAAUAUUGUAUUACCUCAGGAGAAGAUGAUAGUUUAAACGUUUAUAAUUGUAGAGAAGGCAUUGUUCGAUCAACACUUUAUUCAAAGAAAUAUGGUGUGACUUUAGCUCGCUUUACGCAUCAUAAAAAUAAUGUUAUUUAUGCAUCUACUAAAGAAGAUGAUACAUUAAGAUAUCUAUCCAUUCACGAUAAUAAAUAUAUUCGCUAUUUUCGUGGACAUAAAAAGAGAGUGACUUCAAUAUCAAUGUCACCCAUUAAUGAUACUGUCUUAACUUCUUCUUUAGAUGAAACAGUACGUUUAUGGGAUCUUCGAUCAUCUACUUGUCAGGGCGUUUUACACGGGGAAAGUAAAACACUUGCAGCAAUAGACCCUCAAGGAUUAGUAUUUGCAGUAGGCACUAAUUCAAGCACAAUUCAUGUUUAUGACUGUAGAGAAUAUACCAAAGGUCCAUUUGAUACCUGGCAUAUACAAGAUAAUCAGCGUCUUGGUCGUUUACCAGAAUGGACAAGUUUAAAAUUUACACCGGAUGGCAAAAAGUUAAUAAUUACUACAUUAUCAGAUAUCAUUUAUAUUCUAGAUGCAUUUACAGGUGCUUUAAUACAAAAACUAGUAGGACACUCAGGACCAAAGGAAGGGUCUUGUGGUGAAGAAGUAUGUAUUACGCCUGAUGCUUCCUUUGUAAUGGCUGGUGGAAAAGAUGCGAUCUUGAGAAUUUGGGAUAUAAAUAAUACCGAGAUUAUGGAAAAUAAACCAUUUACAGCAUUCCCAACACCACAUAAGCGUGAAAUAACAAUUGUUGGAUAUAAUCCUUUAAAUGCAGUGGGCGUAACAGGUGCUAAUGAAUUGGAAUUCUUAGAUUUAACAAUGACUAAAACAGAAUCAAAACCAUUGACUAUAUGUAUUGAUAGAGGAGGGACUUUUACUGAUUUUAUUGGGUUUAUUGGAAAACCAGGAGAUGAAAAUUAUCGUGAAUAUGUUGUAAAGUUACUUUCUGAGGAUCCAUCCAAUUAUAAUGAUGCUCCUACUGAAGGUAUCAGGAGGAUUUUAGAACUUGCAACUGGCAAAAAAUAUCCUCGUUCUGAGCCUGUACCAACAACACAAAUUGAAAGUGUACGUAUGGGGACUACAGUUGCAACAAAUGCAUUAUUAGAAAGAAAAGGAGAAAAGAGUGCAUUAUUAAUUACAAAAGGAUUUCAAGAUCUCUUAACAAUUGGUAAUCAAGCUAGACCCAAGAUCUUUGAUUUAUCAAUAAAUAAACCAGAUGUACUUUACCAGAAAGUCAUUGAAAUUGAUGAACGUGUUGUUUUAUUGAAUUCAGCUGCUUCUUCGGAACAAAUUGAUCCUGAGUCAAUUAAGGAUAAUAAAAAUAUUAAAAAAGGUAUUUCCGGUGAAUGGAUAAAAGUUGUAAAAUACCCAGAUCUUGCUACUAUUAAAUCUCAGUUACAAAAGUUGUACAAUGAAGGAUAUCAAAGUAUUUCGGUUUGUCUUUUACAUUCAUAUAUAUUUCCAGAUCAUGAACAAAGGAUAGGUGAUUUAGCUAAAACGAUCGGAUUCUCUCAUGUUUCACUAUCGAGUCAAGUUAUGCCAAUGGUGAAAAUAGUGCCUCGAGGGACCUCUGCUACAGCAGAUGCUUAUCUAACACCUUGUAUUCAAAAAUAUAUUAAAGGAUUCGUGGAUGGCUUUGAUGAUGGGUUCAAAAAUGGAACAACCCAGUUACAAUUCAUGCAGAGUGAUGGUGGAUUAGUACCUGUCAAUCAUUUUUCAGGCUUUAGAGCUAUCUUGUCGGGCCCAGCAGGUGGUGUAGUAGGUUAUGCGUUAACGACAUUUAAUCAACAAAAUAGAGUACCCAUUAUUGGAUUUGAUAUGGGUGGUACAAGUACAGAUGUAUCACGCUUUGAUGGUCAUUAUGAACAUGUCUUUGAAACAACCACAGCAGGUGUAACCAUUCAAGCUCCUCAGUUAGAUAUCAAUACUGUAGCUGCUGGAGGUGGUUCAAUGCUCUUUUUUAAAAAUGGCAUGUUUGUUGUUGGUCCUGAGAGUGCAGGUGCUCAUCCUGGUCCCGCAUGCUAUAGAAAGGGAGGACCUUUAGCUGUCUCUGAUGCAAACUUAUUCUUAGGCCGACUUUUGCCUGAUUAUUUUCCCAAGAUUUUUGGUCCAAAUGAAAACGAGUCCUUAGACAAAGAAAUUGUUGAAAAGAAAUUUCAAGAACUUGCAAAUGAAAUAAAUGCCUCAACACCAAAUGAAAAAAAAUCACUUGAUGACAUUGUGUAUGGGUUUAUUAAAGUGGCUAAUGAGACCAUGUGUCGCCCUAUUCGUGCCUUAACAGAGGCCAAGGGACAUGAUACAAGUAAUCAUACAUUAGCUGUGUUUGGUGGUGCAGGUGGCCAGCAUGCAUGUGGUAUUGCUCGUAAUUUAGGUAUCAACAAAAUCGUCUUGUAUCGUCAUAGUUCUAUUUUAUCUGCCUUUGGUUUGGCUUUAGCAGAUGUUGUACAUGAGGUGCAAGAACCUUCAGCUGAAAGGUUGAACUCAGACCAUCUCUCCGGUAUCCAAACUCGAGUAGCUCACCUUAAAGAGGCUUGUCGAGCUGAACUGAAAAGGCAAGGAUUUCGUGAUCAAGACAUCCUAACUGAGGUCUAUCUUAAUCUUCGUUUCGACGGUACUGACUGCGCCUUAAUGACUUUGCAGCCCUCUCCUGAUAAUUGGGAAUUUGAAAGGGCCUUUUACGCGCUUUAUAGACAAGAAUUUGGUUUUAGUCUCAAGGAUCGUGAUAUCAUUGUAGAUGAUAUUCGAGUGCGAGGUAUUGGUAAGACGAUACAAUCCAAUGAUCUUACACCAGAUCGUGAAAUAGAGGAGCUCAGGGCCUCAAAUAAAAUUCUGGACAUUAAGAAAGCAACAGAUCUUGUAGAUCAAUAUGUAUCUGUUUAUUUUGAAGAAACAGGACGCGAUAACCAUGUCCCCGUCUAUCGUUUAAACAAAUUAGCCCCUGGCUUUUCUGUACCUGGUCCUGCUAUCAUUAUUGAUGUUACAGCUACUGUGGUGAUAGAACCAGCAUGUACAGCUUUAAUUACUGGAAACCAUAUCACUAUAACAGUUGGACGCGGUGAAAAGAAAGUUGUAACGACAGAGAUGGAGCCCAUUCAAUUGUCUAUCUUUUCUCAUCGUUUUAUGAGUAUUGCAGAGCAAAUGGGUCGUACACUUCAAAAAACUGCUAUUUCUACCAACAUUAAAGAACGACUCGACUUUUCAUGUGCAUUGUUUGGCGCUGAUGGCGGCUUAGUAGCCAAUGCGCCUCAUAUUCCUGUACAUUUGGGUUCAUUAAGUCAUGCUGUUAUUUAUCAGCAAAAUUUUUAUAAAGGUAAACUUUAUGAAGGUGAUGUUAUCAUGACAAAUCACCCGCAAGCUGGAGGAUCACAUUUACCUGAUAUUACCAUUAUUACACCUGUGUUUGAUAAAGGGGAGAUAGUAUUUUUUGUAGCAUCUAGAGGACAUCAUGCUGAUAUUGGUGGUAUAUCACCGGGUUCAAUGCCUCCUCAUUCAAAAGAACUUUACCAGGAGGGAGCUGCUAUUAAAUCAUUUAAAAUUGUUUCAAAGGGGCAAUUUGAUCAAAAGGGACUUGAAGAGCAUUUAUGUACUAUUCCAGCUUCUUAUCCUGGAUGUUCGGGUUCGCGCGCUUUUAGAGAUAAUAUCUCAGAUCUUAAAGCACAGAUUGCUGCUAAUCAAAAAGGAAUCAACUUGGUUAAAGCACUAAUUAAAGAAUAUGGACUUGAUGUAGUUCAGGCCUAUAUGAUGCAUAUUCGUCGUAAUGCAUCUAAUGCAGUUAAAGAUCUUUUAAAACAAGUCGCUAAGGAUCACUCUAAUCAAGAUCUUGUUGCAGUAGAUUAUAUGGAUGAUGGUACACCCAUUCACUUGAGAGUUACGAUUGAUCCAGACAAAGGUACUGCUGUAUUUGAUUUUGAAGGAACUGGACCAGAGGUAUACGGAAACACGAAUGCGCCUGAAAGUGUAUGCCAUUCUGCGAUUAUCUAUUGUAUAAGAUGUUUAGUCAAUCAAAGUAUUCCCUUGAACUCUGGCUGUCUUGAGCCGAUUACGAUCAAGAUUCCAACUAAUUCCAUUCUAAGCCCCUCCGAACGAUGUGCUGUCGUUGGUGGUAAUGUAUUGACAAGCCAGAGACUUGUGGAUGUUGUACUAAAGGCAUUUGAAGCAUGUGCAGCCAGUCAGGGAUGUUGUAACAAUCUUACUUUUGGAAAGGGGGGUAAAGAUGAGACAACGGGCAAGACAACAACGGGUUGGGGAUACUAUGAAACGAUUGCAGGUGGUAGUGGUGCGGGCGCGACUUGGAAUGGGCAAAGUGGUGUGCACACACAUAUGACCAAUACACGUAUAACAGAUCCUGAAAUCUUGGAACGUCGUUAUCCUGUUAUACUACAUCGAUUUGCCAUACGUCCUCAUUCAGGCGGUGAAGGUCUUUAUAGAGGAGGGGAUGGAGUGAUUCGUGAAAUUGAAUUCUUAGAAGAUGGUAUUCAAGUCUCUAUUUUAUCUGAACGUCGUGUAUUUAAACCUUAUGGUCUUGCAGGAGGAGAAGACGGCGAAAGGGGUCUUAACAUUUGGAUUCGACAUGAACAAGGGGGCAUGAUUCGAACUUUAAAUUUAACAGGAAAAAAUUCUGCUACUUUUGGUCGUGGAGAUCGUAUCCUUAUCCAGACCCCUGGUGGAGGUGGUUAUGGUAAAAAAAAAUAAAUAAAUAAGGGAAAAAUAAAUAAAUAAAUAAUAACAAU
Molecule: messenger RNA, 4901 nt
Organism: Cokeromyces recurvatus
Lineage: Eukaryota; Fungi; Mucoromycota; Mucoromycetes; Mucorales; Mucoraceae
Product: Hydantoinase B/oxoprolinase-domain-containing protein
Exons: 14
Coding region: 13-4863 (1616 amino acids)
Biological process (GO): glutathione metabolic process
Cellular component (GO): cytosol
Molecular function (GO): 5-oxoprolinase (ATP-hydrolyzing) activity; protein binding
Source: RefSeq, a predicted model, not a curated record